Gigantopelta aegis is the source of this 1323-nucleotide messenger RNA. RefSeq lists its product as uncharacterized. The coding region runs from base 17 to 841 and encodes 274 amino acids. The transcript has 3 exons. Lineage: Eukaryota; Metazoa; Mollusca; Gastropoda; Neomphalida; Peltospiridae. Gene Ontology annotation, cellular component: trans-Golgi network. The record is from RefSeq and is a predicted model, not a curated record.
AGCUGUUUUGUUGUGAAUGUACAAUAACAUCUCAUCAAACAAUUUACGUCCAAGAAUAAUCGGAUUACAAUACACGAGAUCAUUCCAUAUGAUACGUGGUUUAUGUUUGUUGAUUUUAUUUAACGUGUCCAUCAGCAUGGCUAUAAAAAUGUGUAAACAAACGAGUCAGUGCAGUUGUGCGCUAGAAACGGGAGAAACGAUAGACUUGCAUCGCAUCCCGUCCAAAACGGUGGACACUUUCAAAAAUGUUCAUGGACCUGACGGGUUUGUGUACACGUACGACCCCUGUUCACCCUUCCCGUGCAGUGCCUUGCGACGCGAUUCUUAUUUAUGCAGAUCCGACUUGAUGCACAGAGAAAACCGAUGUCUUGCAAAUGUGUCUGGUAUUGUCGCUUUCGAGACAGACUCCAGUGGGGUGGCGAUUCAUUAUUUAACACAAGAUCACCUAGGAAACAUAUCGAGCAUUGUGUACCUCAAGUGUGAUCCGGUUCAUGGAGACCGAUUUAUUGUGAAGGAAACCCAGUCGCAGUUGGUGAAGUCACUAGCAUCCUACGAGUUUGAGCUUCAUUCAGCAUGUGCCUGCGUGGACGGAUGUCUCGGCACAGUUUCUCAACUCAGCUUUGGCAGUCUUAUGUUGCUGAUUUUCUUCUCUGUCGUCAUGAUGUAUUUUGGUGUUGGGUGCAUUUAUAAUAAGACUGUGAAUGGCUCCACAGGAAGUGAGUUGAUUCCGCAGUCUGGAUUCUGGUGUUCACUUCCGGGACUAAUCAAAGACGGUUAUUUUUUCUUUAUAAGUCCCUGUCUGGGUGAUAGAAUUGAAUAUCGUUACUAUGACAAACUAUGAACUCGUGACUUGUUCAUGGGGUUUGUCUCUGAAUUAUUUUGUACUCGCAUCUUCACAAUACUGUUGAAAACUUGUUAGAUGUAACAUUUCUUAUUUCUUUUUAAAUAACUUCUCUCUGAUGCUAGUCAUUUUAUUUAAAUACAGACACGGUCACAUGUACGAUAGUAUUGAUUAUCAGAUUCCAUGAAGCAGUCUUAGUGCUAAGAUCACCUUAAGCACAUAAAGUAGUCGGGACCCCAGAUAUAUACACCCCGCAUGGUUAUAAUAUAAUCAGACUGGGUGGCUUGUCGACCUGAAGUGAGAUGGGUCACAGGAUUUAUCUCCCUUGCUGGAUUCAGUGUGGUUUUCCCCCAGUCCCAACUAGUGCCCUGUCACCAAUAUAUCAGAAGUUUGUUUUGUUUAACGACACCACUAGAGCACAUUGAUUUAUUAAUCAUCAACUAUUGGAUGUCAGACAUUUGGUAAUUUUUACAUAUAGUCUG